AUGAUGACUGUCUUAACCUCUCCACUUGAUAUUCUUUCUUGGACCAUUAUGGAAAUUAUAUUAGUGAUUUGUGUGUUGGGAAAUGGUUUUAUCAUCUUUGUGAAUGGAUACUACUGGCUCCAAAAUAGGAAGAUGGUCGUUUGCGACAUCCUCUUAACUGCUUUGAGCACCUCCAGAUUUCUGCUCCAUUUCCUUCUUCUGAUGAACAGUGUUCUGGAUUUCAUCUCUCCAGAGGCCUAUUUCAACAGGUACAGAAUGGAGAUUGUAUUCUUUUCCUGGUUGUUUCUGAACAUAAUCAGCCUUUGGUGCAACACAUGGCUGAGUGUUUUCUACUGCCUGAAGGUCACCAACUUUCCCAAUGGUCUCUUCUUGUGGCUGAAGACAAGGAUCAAUGCACUCACUCUCAAACUGCUUGGCAUGUCCAUCGUUGUCUCCACGAUCUUCUCUGUUCCUUCAGCCAUCAGUUACUAUGAUCAGAAGAAGCGGUGCAACAUGACAGGAAUGCAGCCACUGAAUGCCAGCCAAAGCAAGGUUUGCAAAGAUAUAAACACUGUUUUUCUUCCUCUGCAGUUAUGUGUUUUCUCUAUAAAUUUCAUCAUGAAUAUAACAGCAUCCAUUCUUUUGCUCACCUCUCGCUGGAGGCACACCAGAAAUCUGAGGAAGAGCGGCAUUGGUGUUAAGGACCUCAACACACGCAUCCAUGUCAAUGUGAUAAAGCCUUUGAUAUUCUCUGUCUUCUUCUACCUUAUAUAUUUUGCUGGCACGAUAAUUUAUGCAACUCAUAUUGUGAACAGGAGAGAAACUGCAGCAAUGGCUUCUUAUAUUAUGUUCUCUCUACUUCCUUUAUCUCACUCCGUAAUAUUAAUACUGACCAAUCCAAAAUUGAAAACCUCGUACGCUCGCAUUUUAAAUUUCAAAUGGAGAGCUUCAUAA
Molecule: messenger RNA, 933 nt
Organism: Pogona vitticeps (central bearded dragon)
Lineage: Eukaryota; Metazoa; Chordata; Lepidosauria; Squamata; Agamidae
Source: RefSeq, a predicted model, not a curated record